GUACAUGAGGUUACAAACAUAUAACAUAGGUAGUGGAUUCUUUUUUAUCGUUUCCCAAAAACUUAUGGUAGGUACCUCUACCUACUACGACCAAGUUUCAAGAAAAUGUAAGUAUCAUGAACCCAAAUAUUUUUCCUACAUAUCCAUAACUAGUUACCUAUUGGUAAUUUCGCUGUGAAUGGUUACCUACCUAUCGAAUGAACGCGCUUAGUAGAUAGUAUGCGGUGCUUACAUGCAGACAGUUCUUUUUCCUGACAAAAUUUGUAAAACAGAUUGAACUUGAUCGCCAUCCAAGUACGUAGGUAGUACAUACUUCACAUUGCUACAGAAUGCGGUUUUCGUGUGCAUUUUUACUGUACACAUUAAUCGGAUGUAGUACCUUGAGACUGGUUCAGCUAACAUCAAAAUCAGGUAGAUCUCAAUUGUAUUUCAAUAGAUUAAAAAUACCAAAGAAAACGCCAGAUCCGAUAAAUAUAAACAGUACUGCAGUUCUAAAGGUUGGUGGUUUAAGCCCGUUCACUCUGCAUGCAAAUUUAGCCGAUAAGGUGAUCGUGACAAACAAUGGAAAAUUAGUUGAAAUAAUACUUGAGCAACCAUUCACUCUUUCUCUGGUCACUGGUGGUGUUCUGGGAAAGGACAAAUAUCGAUUCAAAAAAAUCAAAUAUGUUUGGACCGACAAUACGAAGGGUAUCGCUGCAACAACAGUCGACGGGAAAGGGUAUCCUUUGGAAAAUAUCGCUACCUUCUAUAAUCAAAAAUAUGGCUCAUUUGAAAAUGCCUUGAAACAUCGGGAUGGGCUGGCUGAAGUUGAUUUUCGUAUUGCUAUAUGCUCGGUUCCAAAUUUAUUGUUUGAUAAAUACAUACCAAUAUUAAAACAAGUACAAAAGGCUGGAUCGACUGCAAAAACCACUCUUGGUACUGCUAUAGCAUGGUUUGCUGCUAAUAGUUUCAUCCCUCCAUUCGCUAGUUACUACAGUUAUCCAGGAUCAUAUUUUGAUGAAACGACAGGCAAAAGAUACUACAGCGCCACAGUUAUAGUUCUCCCUCAUGCCUUUCGAAUGUGUUUAACUCCUAAACAGUAUCAAGAGACAUUUGGAUCGUUUAAGAAUUCUUCCGGACAACCGUUGACAAAUACAGAAUCGCAGUUUCCACGCAAAAUGCCAGUUGUGCAAGCAAGAGGAAUAUUGAAUUUCAAUUUUUUUGUGUAACAUCUGUAAUCAAUACGGCUCAGGAAUGUUAACAAUCUGUAGGUUCCUGUGUGUUUUUUUUCUCACUCGGACGGACAAAGUUUUGUGGCAGAAAUUUUGUUUAAACUUUUCAAUUGUGCAAAAAUUAAUUUUCUUAAAAUUCAAUGAAUUCCAAAAGAUAUACCUACUUGAAAAUACAAACUGGACAGAAAUAUCGUGAACCCCUAAAACAGUCUUCUGCUAAAUAUCUCGGUUGGUCACAGUGAAUGAUAAUAAUGAUGCAUAUGAUUGGUUGUUAGACUGAGAUGAAAACUUUCCACCAACCAAUAACCAUAUGCAUUUAUUUCACGUUGCCAACCUAUAUUUUUAAUGCAUGAAAAACUUUCUCUGGGGUUCACGAUAUUUCUGUCCACCCUGUAAUGUGGUCUAUCUUCAAUAUUGGUAACUCUCGGUUCAUUUUUUCGAAGGAAUCUUCUCAGAGUUUUCUUCUUUUCCGUUCGAAAAAUGAAAUGAUAAGUGAUGACAAAUUCGAACGAGGAUUAUCACCAACAUUGAACUUGGAUAGAUAAAAAUUUGCUUAAUUUGACACUUUUGAAACUUGAAGUUGAUUCUUCUAUCAAACUACCUACUUUGUCAGUAUUCUCAUUUUCUUCCCAAGUAAAAUGAGUAGAUUGGUCUAUGUUACUAAUUUAUACAAUUGUUAAAUAUUUACACAAAACAUCUAACUAACACAAUUUUUUUAUUAUUGUGUUAUCAUGACCGAAGAUGAGCGUUCAAUUAGGCAUACGAGUAUUAUGCGCGGUCUGAUUUCAUUCUGCGACCUAAAUAAAUCACACACACAAUGUAUCUACCUACUCUAGCUCUCAGUGUAAAAUAUGAUACGUACUUAUCUACAAGAAUGUUCUUUAUAUGACAUCUGAUUCCUUUGAUGAUCCAAUGAUUUCGAAAAAUGCGAUUCAAUUUCGUCUACCUACUCUGUGCUCUAACAUUGCAAUCGCAUUUUAGCGAAGGUGCUAAAAUAUUAGGCAUAUUUCUCGUUGAGGCUCAAAGUCAUUUUUCUUACAAUAAUGCUGUGAUGAGAAGCUUAAUAGAAGUCGGACAUGCAGUCACUAUUAUCACUCCAUUUCCCGAUCAAGCUGCUUCAGAAAAUUAUACAUCAAUAAUUGAUGUUUCCCCGAAAGAAAAACGUUUCGUAGGAACAUCUACUCCAGACGAAUAUGUUAUGCAAAAUGUUAUGAAAUUCAUGGAUUUAAUGAUUGAAAGUGAUGUGCCAUAUUGCAACAAAAUCAUAAAUUUACCAGAAAUUCAAAAAAUUUUAAAAUCCAAUGAAAAGUUAUACGAUGUGGUAUUCGUGGAAAUUAGUUUUUUGUACAAAUGUUUUUUACCGGUUGCUGAAAAAAUGAAAGUCCCCAUCAUCGGAACAAUAGCAAUAAGAACUUGGCUAUAUGCUGAUUACGUAAUGAAUAAUCCUAAUCAUCCUGCAUACAUUCCUAACGAAUUAACGGUCCAUAAGUGGAAAUUAAGUCAUGUUUUUGGACGAAUCAUAAAUGUAUGGAAUCACAUUGCAGUAGCAUGGUAUACGAAUUUUAUUGUGCCACCACUGAUAGAAAGCUUUCAUACAAAUCAUGCUGAUAAACUUCAAUCUCUGGGAAAAUACAAGCAUAUGGAACCUGAUUUGAUUUUUUAUAAUAAUCACGAAUCUAUAUUACCCAAGCCAUCGAACCCAAAUGUCAUCAAUGUCGCAGGAAUACACGUGAAAGACUCUAAACCUCUGCCAAAGCAUAUUCAAAAAUUUAUAGACGAAGCUAAACAUGGAGUGAUUUUAUUCACAUUUGGUUCAGUUGUUCGAGCAACCACUAUGAGUUCAGAAAUGAAAAACGCUUUCAGAGAUGCUUUUGCUGAAAUACCACAAAGAGUGAUUUGGAAAUUUGAAGCGGAACUCGAAAAUACUCCCGAUAACGUUAUGCUGAUUGAUUGGUUACCACAACGUGAUAUCUUGAAACAUGAAAAUGUGAUUGCCUUCAUCAGUCAUUGUGGUUUAGGAGCUACCAACGAAGCUCUUUAUACAGCAACACCGGUGAUAGCUUGUCCAUUAUUUUGUGAUCAACCAGACAAUGCUGAACUGCUAGAAAACCUAGGAGUUGCAGUACAUCUUGAUUUCCACGACAUUACUAAAGAAAGUGUUCUAAAAGCACUCAAACAAAUUACAAACGACAAAAGGUAUUAUAAUAAUAUGCAAAGGGUUUCUGCAGUAUUUAAAGAUCGACCAAUGACACCACAAGAAAGUGUCGUGUAUUGGACCGAGUACGUGAUCAGGAAUAACGGAGCAUCUCAUUUCAAAACUCCAGCAUCUCGAUUGUACUUAUUCCAAUACCUAUUAUUGGAUGUCGUAUUUAUUGUUGUAUUAUUUUUAGGUAUUGUUUUGUAUCUGAUUAAUCGAAUUUUUAAAAGUUUCUGUUACUAUUUCAACCCUAGUAAUACUGGUAAGACAUCUAAUAAACCUCAAAGUAAAAAACUUUAGAUCAGCUUUUAAAAUUUCAAAAAAUAUCUACAUUCUUAAGUAUCUACAUGACAUGUUGUAGUUAUGUUUUAGGAUACGAAUCAUGAAAAAAUUAUUCUUAAAAAAUGUGUAUCAUCUGUUAAUUUUGUUGUACUACGUCGUAGAAAUUGUUCGGAUGUAAUUCACAGUUUAGUUCAAUAAAAUAUCUGUCUCAUUUUC
Messenger RNA from Planococcus citri (citrus mealybug), 3906 nucleotides. Its product is annotated as UDP-glucosyltransferase 2-like. Lineage: Eukaryota; Metazoa; Arthropoda; Insecta; Hemiptera; Pseudococcidae. The record is from RefSeq and is a predicted model, not a curated record. Gene Ontology annotation, molecular function: UDP-glycosyltransferase activity. The transcript has 13 exons. The coding region runs from base 2137 to 3708 and encodes 523 amino acids.